Molecule: messenger RNA, 2647 nt
Organism: Toxotes jaculatrix (banded archerfish)
Lineage: Eukaryota; Metazoa; Chordata; Actinopteri; Toxotidae
Gene: ube2na
Product: ubiquitin-conjugating enzyme E2Na
Exons: 4
Coding region: 89-553 (154 amino acids)
Biological process (GO): protein K63-linked ubiquitination; DNA damage tolerance
Cellular component (GO): nucleus
Molecular function (GO): ubiquitin conjugating enzyme activity
Source: RefSeq, a predicted model, not a curated record
CGCAGAGGACCCGGAAGACGUGUGUUUGCUGUCAAUGCCAACGACAGAGAGGAGGUACCGAGAACGAAAAGCCCGCAUUUAAGACAAGAUGGCAGGACUGCCCCGCAGGAUCGUUAAGGAAACUCAGCGUUUGCUUGCAGAGCCUGUCCCAGGCAUCAAGGCAGAGCCAGAUGAGGGCAACGCUCGCUACUUUCAUGUGGUCAUUGCAGGACCUCAGGACUCACCUUUUGAGGGGGGCACAUUUAAACUUGAACUCUUUUUACCAGAGGAAUAUCCCAUGGCAGCUCCUAAAGUACGCUUCAUGACCAAAAUAUAUCAUCCCAAUGUAGACAAGUUGGGAAGAAUAUGUCUAGACAUUUUGAAAGAUAAAUGGUCACCAGCUCUGCAGAUUCGCACAGUGCUGCUAUCAAUCCAGGCGUUACUAAGUGCACCCAACCCUGAUGAUCCCCUAGCAAAUGAUGUCGCAGAGAAGUGGAAGUCCAGUGAAGCUGAAGCCAUAGAAACAGCCAAGUCAUGGACCAGGCUUUAUGCUGGAAACAAAAAUGAAGUGUAGAGCAGCCUAACAAGUGGAGACACAAAUGGAAGUCAAGUGUGAACACAACUCCUCAUGUUCUGCCAAGACCUCUUCCUACUUCAUUUGCAUUUAAAGGACACAGUCUUAAAUAUAUAUAUUUACAUAUAUAUUAUAAAAUAAACAUGAAUAUAAUGGAAAAAAAACAACUGCUGACAGUUGGUGAUUUAAAUGCACACUAGUAAUGAAAAAGCUCAUCUUUGUCCUAACUCACUACUGUUGAAAUGCAUGGGCAGAGGUUUUUAGAUCUUCUCACCUGGCUUUCUUUGUCCAUUGAUUUUCAGGAGGCUUUUGCAUUUAGUGGGGAAGAGGGUGUCCUAUGUCCCAGGUUUUUGGCGGGGGGGGGCUGGAAAGGGUGAGGAGAGGGUGAGGAGGAAAGACUAGCUGGUAUGUGGUCAAUAUGGUAUACAUUUUAUGUUUGUUUGUUCUUUUUUUAAAACUUUGUUUUCUUGUGUUGCUGUUUGUUAAUUAAAAGCAGCUAACUACUACUAAUCCACUGUAUGUACAAGCUCACCUGGAGACAGACCAGAGUUUUGUCCUGUGUACGUGAUGCAGCAGGACAUGUAAGCAAUCUUAGCCAUGCAUCACAUCUGGCUUUUAUUAAAUACAAAAUAAUAUGACUAAAAAACAAACUGAGCCUGCCACAUUUACUUUCAGCCACUCUCAGUGUAGACUCUGAUGUACUGUAGGAUUGGAGAUGGUGAGAGAGAAUAUGGAGGACAGGGUGGAUAUUGUGGACCUUUCCUUAGUUUUAACACAGUGUAUGUUUUAUUAUCAUAUCCAAUCUUUUAUAUGUGAAUUUUUCUUGCUGUUGCCAUACUAACUACUCUGCUUAUUCCCCUGUAUGUCAUCACAGUCUAAAUAUACAAGGCUCAGUGGUUUGUUUUUUUCCAAUGGUAUCUAUUUCACAAAACAAGUGUUACAUUUAAAGGGGCAAUGUGUAAGUAUUUUAUUUGAAAAUAUGAAAAAAUUAUCUAAAAUUCUAAACAGAAUGUGAAGAAAUAAGUCUUUGUGCUGUGUUGCAGAAGUUACUGAAGUUAGCAUGCUGACCAGCUAACCCUGUCCCUCAAAAGGAGAUAGUGAAUCACUGUAGUGUCCAGUCUGGCACUCAGACCAACAUGAGAGGAUGAAGAAGUAGUAACUGCAAGUGGGCUAUAAACCUGUUUUGCAGCCAUCCUCUCUCAGCGACAUUCCUCCAUUUUUUACUCCAACGCAGCCUUUGAUGUUACUGCUCUUGCUGCUCUCCCUCGAGCUCCUCGGCCUCUCAUGGCUCGUCCUCUACUCCUGACACCACUACAUCUCUCCCGUUUCUCUGAUUGGGCAGACUGAGUGUGAGAUGGUUGUUUUCAUGGUAGCAGUGGAAGAAAACAGGGUAAACUAGUGUGGAAAACAUUACUCCCCAAUCCAUGCAUGUUUGACAACCUGUCAACAACUGCCCUUUGCUGAGGUUAGGUUUAUUUUAGCUAACAUCAGCUCAAUGUGAAGGUGAGGGUUGAAACUUGGUUGUGAGUGGCCACUGAUCCCAGUGCUUGAACAUUCACGCAGCAUUCCCUCAUGUGGCCACUGAUUGGGCGGCCCUACUGGGAUUUGUCCCGGUAUGCCAGAUGGCCAGCUGGACUAUGGCACAUGGGAAGAGGAGGGGGGAAGAGGGACCAAAGAGUGCAUUUCAUUAUUUCUUUUGAUAGGGAUCAACACCCCAACUUUCUUGUAAUAUCCUGCCCUCAUAUUUGUUUGAAGUAUGAAUUUGAGAGUUGGCCAAUUCUUACACAUUGCCCCUUUAAGAUGUCAGUUGUUUGAUGACAUGAGUAGGUGCUGGGGGUUGGAUGUUGAAAGUCUGACCUGUGUGAGAUGAAGUACUGGGUUGUUGUGGGAUCAAAUUCCAAAAGAUCAAGGAAGGCUGUGACUCUCAAUUGUUGUAAUUGGUCUUUGGCUGAAAAGUCUGUAUUCAAUUCACUGUUUGUAAAUUCAUUCUUUCUAUUACUCUGGGGAGGAAAUGUUUUCCUGCUCUCAGAAUGCUAUGAAACAGUUCACCUGCAUACUAUUAUGUUCUGUAAAUAAAAUCUAUUGAUUAAUAAA